AUGUCUCUUGGCCUUGAUGACUGCCUCCAACAAUACAUUAAAAAUUUUGAAAGGGAAAAAAUCAAUGGAGAACAGCUGUUGCACAUCACUCAUCAAGAACUUGAAGAACUGGGAGUCACUCGCAUUGGACACCAAGAAUUGAUCUUAGAAGCAGUUGAUCUGCUCUGUGCAUUGAAUUAUGGUUUGGAGACAGAAAACCUGAGAACACUCUCUCACAAGCUGAAUGCCUCAGCCAAAAAUCUUCAGAACUUUAUAACGGGUAGAAGGAGGAGUGGCCAUUAUGAUGGCAGGGCCUCCAGACGACUGCCAAAUGAUUUUCUUACCUCUGUUGUUGACCUGAUUGGUGCUGCAAAGAACUUGCUAGCCUGGCUGGACAGGUCUCCAUUUGUCAGUGUGACAGAAUACUCACUGCUGAAAAACAAUAUUGUUCAACUGUGCCUGGAAUUAACAACCAUCGUGCAACAGGAUUGCACAGUAUACGAAACAGAAAAUAAAAUUCUUCAUGUGUGUAAAACUUUGUCUGGAAUCUGUGACCACAUCAUCUCUCUCUCAUCUGACUCUCUGGUGUCUCAGUCAGCACAUCUUGAAGUAGUUCACCUUACUAGCGUUAUGCCCAGUGAGGGCUUGGGGAUGUAUAUCAAGUCAACAUAUGAUGGGCUGCAUGUAAUCACUGGGACUACUGAAAAUUCUCCUGCAGACCAGUGUAAGAAGAUCCAUGCAGGGGAUGAGGUGAUCCAGGUCAACCAUCAAACUGUGGUUGGCUGGCAGUUAAAGAACCUUGUAAAUGCAUUGCGGGAAGACCCAAAUGGAGUGAUCUUAACCUUGAAGAAACGUCCUCAAAACACCCUGGUUUCUGCUCCUGCACUUCUGAAGAAUGUGAGGUGGAAGCCUCUAGCACUUCAGCCUGUGAUUCCAACCAGUCCAACAAGCAGCUCCACAACACCAACCAGCACAAUGGGCAUGUCCACAAAAAUUGACAGCUCUGCUCUUCAGGACAUUUUCAUCCUCUCUCCCAUGUCAGGACUUUAUGGCCCAAGGGAUGAAAUUGGAAUAAUGUCUUGUGAUGACAUCAGCAAAUAUGGAAAGUCUGGAAUGAAAGGCUCCGAGUCACCUAGCUACUUUCUGGAGCAUGAAAGUGGAAAGUAUUACACAUUAAUUGAAGAUGAGGGCCAUCCAAUGAGCUCUGAGUAUGAGAGAGGCAGAACCACAGGAGUUCGGAGAAGAGAAAAGACACCCACUCAUGGUGACUUGAGGCCUGUUUCUAUGCCUACAGAGUUCAGCUGGAUAGGGGAGUCAAAAGAACCAAACAUGUACAAGAGAGGCAGCCGAGACUCGGAGAAUUCACUCCUACGAUACCUGAGUGAUGACAAGAUCUUGGUGAUCCAAGAAGAGCCUUUGACACAGAAAGACAACAAGAGAGACACAGGCCGCAGGUCAAGGAAAAAGGGCAAAAACACAAGUAGUCCGAACUAUCCAAUUAGCCCAUCUGUGUUAACAUCUACAGUUAGCGUUAGGCUGGAACCUGGGCAGCAAGAUGUCCUGAAUUUCUCAUUAGCUGAAAGCAACACUGUUCCACUGUACCACAGAGCAGGGGAGACAAUCGGUGGAGAUUCUGAAAGGUACGCUAGUUCUGCCAGUGACCGUCAAGGGAGCACAUCCAUGAGGAAGUCUUUCCACUACGCUUCCCUGAGGGUAAAAACCAAAAAAUGGUCCAAAGGGAGCUCUCUGACUAGUGGGAGCAGGAGGCGGAUUUCCUGCAAAGACUUGGGCCAUGGAGAUUGUGAGGGCUGGCUGUGGAAGAAAAAAGAUGCCAAAGGUUACUUUACACAGAAAUGGAAAAAAUACUGGUUUAUUCUGAAGGAUUCUUCACUGUACUGGUACACAAACCAGAAUGAUGAAAAAGCAGAAGGAUUCAUCAGUUUACCUGAGUUCAGGAUAGAUAGAGCCAUUGAAUGCAGAAGGAAACAUGCCUUCAAAGCAUGCCACCCAAAAAUUAAGAGCUUUUACUUUGCAACUGACUGUCUUGAAGAAAUGAAUAGAUGGAUGAACCGUCUGGGUCUUGCAGCCAUUGGUUAUACACCUGAUGACAAGAAUAUUCGGCCAGAUGAAGAUUACUGGAGUGAAAGUGACCAGGAUGAUAUUGAUGGCUCUUUAACCCUGAAACAGGAAGGCCCUUCAACACGAUGUGACACCUACCAUCGAACACCCUCAGUGAAUUCUUCAAGUCCAUUCCCUGAACCCAAACAUGGUCGACACUUUUCAAGCGAAUCUACCUACUCUUAUUCUUCUGCGGAGGAUUCCCGACAAGAUGCCACAGGAAGUACACACUCGUCAGGAUGCAGACCUCCCUAUCGAGAAAGGCGCUCAUGGCAGGACCUGAUAGAGACCCCCUUAACCAGUUCUGGCCUCCAUUUUCUUCAGACUGUUCCUCCUGACCCAGAAUACAUGAGUGGCCGACCUGGAAUGUCACCAGAGAGGCGAAGACAAGCAACAUUACCAGUCCAAAGACGUCACAAUCAUGAACGAGAUGGACCUUUCCCUUUGGUGGAGUGGCAAAGAGGAUAUAGUUCUCAUAACAGGCCCCAGAAGCAACGUAGUCAAAGCCUUCCACGAAACAGAGAUGUCAGGGUCAAAGGGCAUGUGAAGUCUUCAGGCAUAACAGAAGAGAAGCCUGAAGAGAAACUUCUUAUAAAAAAGCAAAAUAGUUUCUGUGAAGAAGAAAACAUAAAGGAAAUCAGGGAAAGUACAGAUGGUCUGCAAGAGCUGUACAAGUCUUUGGAACAAGCCAGCUUGUCAGCCUUUGGAGAGCAGCGUCCUUCUACCAAGCAGGAAUUCCGGAAGUCUUUUGUAAAGAGGUGCAAUGAUCCAAUUAUCAACGAAAAACUUCAUCACAUCAGAGUUCUCAAGAGCACUUUAAAAGCAAAGGAAGGGGACCUGGUAACUAUCAACAAUCUUCUGGAUGAUCCUAACUUGACAUCAAAGAAGUUCAAAGAGUGGAAGAUAAAGAACUAUGAAUUUUUCCUGGACAUUUGUGAGUACAGCGCUGCUCUGAAACCUCAAAAUGGAGCCGCUGAACUUGUAACCCCCGCACCACUGCUGACACACACACAUUCAUUCAUUGAAACACAUGUCUGACAGGACUAGCACCAUGAACACUUGCUGGGUGCCAUGAGAAAUCCAAUAUGGCAAACUCUGUAAUAUUUGUAAACGUACUCAGCAGUACUGUAAAUAACUUGGAUAAGAGAAUAGUGCCACAGGAUGCCUACUACAUUGCAUGAUAAGUAUUAUUCUGUUCUGAAUUAUUUUGUUUGCUAUUAUCAACCAACAUGCUUAUCAAGUUCUGCAUUAGAAAGAAGCAGUGCAGAAGUGUAAUGGAAAAUAUAUACCAGUAUAUUUAUUUAAGGACUGUACUAAAGCUAAGCUUAUAGUAAUGAGUUCUUACAACCAUUUUAUAUAUUUAGAUAUAUAUAUUAUAUGUAAACAUAUCUACGUAUAUAAAAGGUAACAUGGUAGUUUAUAUUUAUUUUUUAAAAUACCCUAAAAUUCACCUUUUCACAAGUUUUUCUUGAAGGAAAUAUAUAAAAAAAAUACACUGGCCACUCUUAGGGGUGCACAUUUUUUUCCAGCCUUUCCAAGCAGUGGUAGCUACCAUCUUUAUGAAAUUACAGAAGACCAGAGUAAUAAAAAAAAGUAAACUUAACCACUUUUGUGUGCCUUACAAUGUAUAGUGUAUAUAUCCAGCAAAUAGACUCUCCUUCGGCCCUAUGGGCAUACUGUACAUGCCACUUUGAUGUUGUGCUUAUUUUUAAAAGAAUGAGCUUGCCUUUAAAAGCAGUGGCCAUAGGCAUGCAAGUGUGGCACAGAAGAGGUUAAGAUACAAAUAGAAGAAACCUGGUUGUUCACCGAUGCUGUCACUUGAACUGACUUUUCUAUCUACUUUGAAAUGUUUCAUGGUAAAAGAAAAACAUCUGCUUCUGAAGAUGGUAGCUAUGGCAGUUUUCAUAAUCACACCACUGUGAAUUUAGUGCCACAAACCUGUGAGUCAUAAUUAUUAAAAUAUUGUUAUCUGAGGCAUCAAGACUGAGAAUUAAGUAAAAGAUUCUUGAACUGAUCAAUUGUUUGUAUAUCAGACUGUCAUAGAGCUGGGUAAAGAAUUCAUACUGUUCAAAAUUAUUCACCAUGUAAUUCUUUAUCUGUAGAUACUUCAUGAACAAGUUAAUUGCAAGUAUUCAAUUCAGUAUUUGAAAUUCAAUCUGUAUUAGUUAGUUUUAAAUGGAUGCAUAAAAUCACAUGGUUUCUUUCUGUUCCCUGCUUAGAAACUUGAAGAAUCAGGUUUUUGGAGUGAAUAGUUCCAUUUAUGAAAACAAAAUCUGCUUUCCAUAAAUAUUCUUGAAUAUGCACUUAAAACUCAAGUUCCUGCUAGUAAACUUAUUUAUUAGAAUAUUCUCAGAAAGCAAACAGAACAGUCAAAGCAAUUUCAUAUAUAAAUUCGAAUAAAUAUUUGCAGAAAAAUCUUUUUGCAGUAUUUGCCCAGUUCUAGUUUCACAGAAGAAAUCAAAUUGUAAAGUUCAAAUUAUUUGUGAUAUGAAAUGAAAAAAAAAUGGCUCAAGGAGAUAAAUUUACUUACUUUAUAGAGACAAGAAUUUAGUGAGAAAGCAUCCUUUUGUUUAGUUCAUUUACGAUAUAGUUCCUGAAAAAAAGGAAUGCUACUCACUUAUUUUUCUGUUAGCACUAUUACACCACCAUUUAUUUGAACCACAAUGGACACAGUGGUAAAAAAAUUCACCCUGAAAUAAUUCCAAGAUAUAGUUAUAUUAUUAGUAGAAGAGUAUUACUGACCGUUAUAUUGGGUUCUCUGCAUCACACCAGCUCUUGAAUCAUGAAAUCAUUGCACUACAAUUAUAAUUACAUUUGGAUAGAACAUACAAAAUAAGUGCAUUUAGGUUCCUAAUUUGGCAAAGCAAUUAAGUCCAUGCUAGGUCCCAUUGAGGUCAAUGGGCCCGUAAGCAUGGGCUUAAAAGGGUAUGAUCCUGCUGCUGCUUAAAUUAAUGGCAAAAUUCCCAUUGACUUCAGAGGAGCAGGAUUAAACCCUAAGUGCUCUGCUGACUAGUGAUGGAUUUAACCAUGCACUUAAAGUUAAGCCUGUGCCUAAGUGCUUUGCUGAACUGGAGCAAUAAUGAAGGUGCAGGGAAUAGACCGAGAAAAACUUGCCAUCACACAUUCACCAAAAUCAGAGUUGCGAUAUUCAUGCAAACAGUAAACACAAAUCUGAAUGUAUUUACUAUGUGAACAUUUUAAUUAGUGCACCACUGAAUAGAAAGAGCAUGAGAAGAGGUAUCUUUCUAACUUUUGUUCAUAUCAGAUCUAUAAAUAUUAUAGAUAUAGAUAUAGAUAUAUCUCACUAUUUUUUUAUUGCUGUCCUCCAUAUCGUGUGGAAGGAGUAUUAUGUAUUGAAAUAAGCAAUGGUGUAAGGUGGAAAAGCCACUUUGAAAUUGUACUGCAUACUGUAUGUGCAUUAACAAGAAGCUAUAGAUAGUCACAGAAUACUAAUUAAAUGGAUUGUGCUUUUGGUGUUCUUACUGAGAUUUAAACAUCUGCAUUUUGUUUCAAACCCAAACCACAGUCUGUGCUUUUGUACUAAGAUUUUAAAACAAUACUCAAGAGGGAUUCCAUUGUAUUGUAACCCAAAGAUGAAAAAUGCCACUUGACUGGAGAACAUGUUAAAUUAAGUUUUCGGUAAACAUUAAGAAGUGAACUUACACUCUUCUUCUCAAAUAUUAAUUGGAUAGAGCUAAAAUAGAAAAAUAAUAUUUUUUCUUAGUGGAUAUGUGCCUCCAAAAAUAAACAAAAAUGAUAGCUAAGAGACUGGAUCGCAACCUUCAUUUCUCAGAGGGUUUAGUAUAAUUAAAAGAAAAAUAAUCAAAGGUAUUUCUGAAAGAUAAUGAGUGGCUGAGAUUAGACUAGGCCAUAAAACUAAUCCCUCCCAUGGCUAAGAGAUCACAACUUCUUUUGAUCAUAUUUUCUUAAAGCUUUCCUCGGCAUGAGUCUAUUCGUUUUGAAGUUCUAAGUGAUAUGAGUCUAUAUUUUACUCUUGGAGAGCCAUCCCCAUCAAAGAAGCUAAAAUGUGUUUUGGUUAUUCAGGAUUUUAAAAAGUGAGCUAAUAAGGAAAAUGAACUAUUUUUCCUUUUAGUAUACUCUGGAGAGGUUUUUCAUGGCUGGGGUUGAGACAAACUGGGAGAUAGGUUUGGAGCAAUGCUUAGUCCCUAGAACAAGAAAAAAAAUAUUUCUAAGUCUAAAACAGUAUUUUUAUUCUUUUAGCUUUUACAAAUAUCACUAACAUGUCAAUAAAGACAAAGAAUUUUGACACAUUUACUUACAUGCAUACAAAAUUCUGUACAAUAAAUAAGAAUCAGUUAAAGCUAAUUUGCUAAGAAAAUGUCAACCAAUGUAUGCCCCUCAAUUUCUGUUUAAUAUUAGGAGAAGCAGAGUUUUACUUUCUAAACCAAACAAGACAAGACUUUCUGUAUUUAGGUUUAAAAAAAAACACUUGAGAAUAAAGAUGUGGAGUUCUUUAAGUUAAAAUAAGAAAUUGUUUUUAAAAUGUGAAUUAUACAUCCUACAUUUUAAAAAUAGCCUCCAUCUUUUCCACUGAAUAAAAUAAAUUACUAGGCUGGUUAAUACAGACAUUUUGUUUGACAUAUGAGGUCAGAUGAUUGGCUCUGCUUCUUCCUAUUUUGCCUUCUCAGGCUGUGCAAGAAAGUCAAAAAGCUGCCCUAAAAGAGGCUGUUAGAAAUUUAUCUUGGCAUAGAAGAAUCUCAGAAGAAAAGAAUAUAGACAGAUCUACUCCACCAGUUCUUGCUCCCAGUGUAAAAGGUGUCAUAAGGGCAGGGCUAGGGAACACAGCAUUCCAGUGAACCUUGUGGCAUAAUGGCACUGAGGCUGUUCAAAUUUGUGCUCAUAGUUGGCUCAGCUCCUAGCCAGCCCUGAGGUUCGGGGAAGACAAAAGAUGCCUUAGACUUAGAGCCAUCUGCCUCCCCACUGCUUCAGCUGUGCAAAGCUCUGCUCCAGUGCAAUGAGGUUUGGAGUCCAUAGUGUCUCUUGGAUAAAUAGUUACCCGUGGAAGCUGGAUUUAUUUAUCUAUCUAUAGAUACUGUUGAAGAUAUUAUAUAUUAUACAAAUGCUGCACAAACCUGCAUUAGCACAAAUUGUUUAGGGGUUUGUGACCUUUAAGCCAAUUGGAAUACAAGUUGUGAUCCAAAGAUUUUAUUUAUAAUCUGAAAUCAGUGGCAAAAUUUCCUGAUCCAAAUUUGCUCUAACACCCCAUCUAGUCCUGCUGAAAUCAAUAUGGUUGCAUAUGAGUAAGGGCAGGAUUGGCUCUCUCUUGACUUCAAUGGUGGCGCAAAAUCAAGCCCAGAAUCAAUAUAUAAUAUUUAUUAUUUCAAUAGAAUUCCUGCCUGAAUAUUCAGAUAAAUCCUGUAUUCUUAUCUUCAACCACAUAAACAAUAGGUUUGGAUGUAUUUCAUUUAUUCAAAUGUUUUCAAAAUUAUCCAAACACUUUGAGCCUUUAUUCAGACUUUCUGCCUGUAAUAUUUUUAACCAAAGAUGUCACUGAAUCAGCAUGGCUUUCCUGCGACUCCACAAACUUCAGUAUGUCUUUUUAUAACUGAUUGUAUGCUUUUCACCAGCCACCCUCUUUUUUUAUUAUUAUUAUUCUUCCAUUUCCUCUAAAUACAGAUCUUUGAUCAUCCCGAUAUCUAUCUAUCUCAGUAGCACUUCCUGAAGGGUUUGAGACAUUUUUUAUUUUGUCAUAUUAUCAAAUGAAAAUGUCCCUGAACUCAUUCUGUUUAAUAAAAAGAAAUAAUCAAAGGAAAAAAGAAGCUCUAACAAGUUGCAACAUCAGUAUUCUUUAAUAUAAUCAUGGAGCACAGAUGUUGAGUCAGAUGUUAUCUCUUAUCCCAGUUCCUACAUGCAAAAGCAAACACGGGCCAUAGCUGUCACACAAAGGGGGAGACAACAGUGUAGAGCUGUCAUCAUGGGUAUCAGAGGCAUUAUCUCCAUAGUGCAAUGAAGAUUCUGAACUGCGACACAGCCGCUAGACAAGCCGUCAGGAGGCUCCUGUAAAUUAGAGUAGCUCUUGGCAGCUCUAAUUUGCUUUGGGGCCUGCACUGACCCCUCAGUAACCUGCAGUCCUGAGGGUUCAAAGGUGAAUUAAAGUCAUCUUUGCCCCACCCCCACCCCCCGGGCUGCACUUUCUCAAACAUUGACAGGAGAUUCUUUCUUUCUUUCUUUCUUUCUUUCUCUUUAGGCCUAAGAACCAUCUUGUCUUGUGCCAACUUUAUGGUCCUUCUUUCCCAAAUAGCCCAUAAGCACCUCUUGGAUUAGGAUAGGUCCUACUGCCACAAGGCAGCCCUGAUCAUUUGUUAUCAAGAGACUCAGGUAGCCACUAUGCCAAACAGAGAAUUUUGAACUUGGAAUGUUGAUCAUCAGUCCAUUAUCAGAGCCGGGUCACUACCCAUUUGUAUAUUAACUGGAAAACUGGCGCAUCAUUUGUCUUUUUUUUUUUUUGAGUGGGGGGUGACAAGAGAAGCGGGAGAGGGAGUGGCAUCCAUACGAUUGAUGCAGGGAGUUCUCAGGUUUUGAAGAACCUUAGCUGAAAACUUAACUUUACCCCAACUUCUCCUCUUUAAUUAUAGUUUUCUAGGUCAAAGUAUGCAUGCUGUAUGUGUCAAAGUAUUGCAGUUUGGGGAAGGGUACCAUUUGAAAGCUUUUACUAAGGAAGGUUUCAGAGUAGCAGGUGUGUUAGUCUGUAUCCGUAAAAAGAACAGGAGUACUUGUGGCACCUUUUCUAAGGUGCCACAAGUACUCCUGUUCUUUUUACUAAGGAAGUUCUCCAGUUGUUCUACAGAAAUCUUGAGUCCUGACCAACCUCUUACUGAAGUUGAUGGGUGUCUUACUACUGACUUUAAGGGGAUUUAGAUUGGACUGCUGAAAGGGUAGAGACUGGGAAUGUUAUCAGUGGUGAUGAAAGUGUUGACAUCAAAAUUAAGAUUCUGGCAGAAAUUCCAUAUCGUGCCUAAAGUACAGUACAUCUCUGAGGAACAUUAUGAAACUCCAAGGGCCAUUAAACUCAGAUCCAUUAAAUCUGAUUUUGUACUUCUCCAGUGACACAAAGCACACUUAAGACCAUCUGAUCUGGGUCUCUGACUACUAUCUCAACAUGCAAUCUCCUGCAAUCCUCCAGUGGCACGAAGCCACCAUGCUGUGUAAAGCCCUCUCACUCACCAACACAGUGCAUGUGCCUAUGAGAAAGGGAACAUAGCUGGGGUUUCUUUACAUUCUGGCAAACCCUGGCUGUCAGCCCCUUGGAGCUGUUGGAAGUCACUGUGAGACAGAGCUGUCUGAAUGCCUAAGGUUUGGGCCAACAUUUAAUGGCAGGGAGUCACAAAGGUGACUUAAAGCAAUUUUUGCUCCCUUUAAACACGCUGGACUUGUGCCAGGUGCCACUUAGCUGCUCCAGAGAAUUUGAGCCCAAAAGCUUAACUGUCCCAUGACACAAGUGUCCCAGAAAGACCUGUGAGACUUGAGACUGUAUGAGGUCAAUUGACCUCAAAGUAUAAUUUAAUUUACAGACUAAAUGCCAAUUUACUGAUGCAGGUAAAUCAGAAAACUGGGCUACUACCAUGAACCCAAUCCUGAAAAGAGUCAGCAAGGAUAUCAGGGAUCUGCCUGCAUGGAUUGUUCUGCGGGAUUGGGGACCUGUUCGUCUAAAAUGUCCGCCACAGCACACCAAUAUUCAAACUGUGCAAAUGUUAAUGUAAUAUCUACAAGGGAGAACUUCCUAAAGUGGCAUUUAAUUGGCUUAAGUUUCAAAAUAUGGAAACUAGGCAAUUGUAGGGAAGACAUAAGGGGUAUGUCUACACUGUAAUAAAACACCUGUGGCUGGCUCAUGUCAGCUAACUUGGGCUUGCGGGGCUCAGGCUACAGGGUUAUAAAAUUGCAGAGUAGACAUUCG
Molecule: messenger RNA, 10012 nt
Organism: Chrysemys picta bellii (western painted turtle)
Lineage: Eukaryota; Metazoa; Chordata; Testudines; Emydidae
Source: RefSeq, a predicted model, not a curated record